UUGUUGUUUGAUGUGUUGCUGGAGAAACAGUGCAUGGCUGGCGGUUUUUUGGGUCAUGAGUGUUCGUGGAUAUUAGAUAUGUAGCGAUAUUUUAUUAGUUGCAUUACAAGUCAAUUUGUAUGCAUUCAUUAUUUUAAGGGACAGUGACAUUUCGAUCCUUCAAGAUGACAGAAAUAGAAACACGACCAGAAGAAGUUGGACAAAUCCUGUUAAAGGUACAAGAUGAUAUCCGCCAGCUCCGAGAUAGAAUUAAUCAUGGGGACGGGGGCAGUAUUAACAUCAAGGAUCUGGAAAGUGCCCUAGCCAAAACUGAAGAAGGCCUACAGAUGAAGACAGAACAGGUGAUUAACCAUUACAACAACAAGGUUCAGACCCUGCCCACAGCUCUCAGCACCAGGUUUGACCCUGGAAUGGUGGCUAUGGAGCAAACCUGGGACCUCAAAACCAAGGCCAAGUCAGAGAUGAAGAGAGUUCAGGAUCAGCAAUACCUUGCCAGGGAGAAGCUAAGACAGCCACAACCUCCAGGGUCAUUGUUACCAAAACGACAACAGGUCCAGGUUUCAGGACCGUCACCAGGGCAACAGACAAAACACAUGUUAACACUAAGAGCUGUGCUGAACCCAAUGCAUGGACAAAACCGACAAUCUCUCAACGACAACUUUGGUAUCCAACUUCCUCUUAUACCACAGCGUGUAGAAAACAAGAAUAUCCCACGACCGAUUAUAGGAACCACAGUAGAACCACUGGCAGUUUUACCACGAGCCAAUAGGGUAGACCCACAGAUUGCCCCUCCCCCUAUAUCUGAAGACGAUGCUAGGAAAGGUAUCCUGAGUUUACUUGAGAGGGGUUUGAUCCCACCCGCAGCAGAGCUAACCUUAGACCCUUCACCAGUCCGACACAAGACUGCCCCCCUCCACGACCCACAUGUAAAAACUAAAGCACCUCAGCCAGAAAUGUCGCAUAGCCUAGCAGGAGUAAAAUUAGACAUAACGCCAACAAAGAAAGCAGAAAUUGAUGAUAAUGUGACGCGGAUACCCAUAGUCCCUCCGCACCCAUUGUCUGCCCAUAGUACGGAGACCAGGACCCCCUCGGCGAAGACUAGAGCUACCUCUGCCUCUAUGCCACAAAUAAAGACACCAGCCACCCUUAAAACCUUUGAUCUUCCACUUCAGCCGAUGCCGACAACAUUGCCAUCCCCUUCGCCUGAUCAGUCUGAUGGCCAUAGCCCAAUAAAUAAUGCUGCCAUUAGGUCGGCGUCAUCAAAGCGAGGCUAUCGAUUUCUCUUUAGUCCACCACCUACAACCCCCGCUAGUGGUGACAUCAAACACCUUACCCACAGGUUCGCCAUCCAGAAUGGAAAAAUACGGGACACGUCUGCCGAGUUUUUGUCUUUCAAACAGCACUAUUGUCUGACCUGGGGAAGUAUUGUAUCGAUGAUCAAACACCUGGAGAAGAUGACACAAGAAUUCAGUGUUCCUAUUGCCUUCAUCAAUGGAGACAAACUUGCUGACCUAUCUCUGGAGUUUGAGUUGGAGAAAGCUCCAAGUUUAGAUGAUCUAUUGGCUGUCAUUGUCAAUCGAGAGGAUGUGGAGGUCAUCAUGAACCGACCCGGGAGACGAUAUAAGGGGCCUAAUGGGAAAAAUGUGGCAGCAACUCGUAUCCAGUCAUCUUGGAGGAUGUUCCGGGAUCGUUCUGAGUACCUCGAAUAUCGUAAGAAGAAGUGGGCAGCAGGUGUUAUUGCCAUUUCUUGGAUCAUGAACAUAAAGAUGUCACAGGUCAAACAGAAACUCAAACAGAGUCGAGAAGAUCAACUGGAGGCAUUCAGGCGUAGGGCAAAGAAAUUUGCAAUGUCCUGGGACAGAAUUAAGCAGUCUAAGCGAGUGAUUAUCCAUGUGUCCUCCCUAGGACUGUCUCAGAACAUUAGAGACACCAUCCACGAGUUUGGGAUUCGACAGAACACACAGAUGGCCCGACUCUGUGAUAUUCGGGACCCCAAUGUGGAUGUAAUAUUCAUCUCGCCGGUACCCCUCAGUGAGGAAACCCUCCAAUACUACAGCAAACUGCUGGGCCUGAAGGCAGCCAUCGACUCCGGAAAUGUCGAGGACCAGUGUGUCAUGUCUGAGCGGUAUCGCAUCAUCACUCCAGACGCUAUCAAGAGCUUCCCAACCCAUAGGAUGUGUCUGUCCACACUCCUCAAGUACAGUCCACGCACCAUUAAACGUAUAAAAAACUUGAUAAAGGGGCGUGAGGCAUAUAUGGUGUCAGGUGUGCCCCACAGUGAUGAUCUGGCUGUGGCUGAUGAGCUGGACGUACCAAUCCUGUCACCGGAGCCGGAGGUGGCACACCUAUACUCCACUAAGUCUGGCUGUAAGAGGAUCUUUGCCAGUGCUAAUGUAGACCUUCCUCCCAGUGAAUACGAUGUGUAUAGCCUAGGACAGUUACAUGAAUGUCUGGCCCAACUAGUUACGGAAAACCUCAUGGUGAAGCGCUGGCUAUUUAAGCUUGAUGAUGAGUUUGACGGACGUGGCAUUGCAUAUUGUGAUGUGACAGAACACCUGCAGUGUUACCCAUGGGCGCUUAAGGAGUCACGGCGGUAUGGGGAGAAGUGGAAUAAAAAGUGGGCACAGGAAGCAGCUUAUAUUAAAAUCCAUGCAGAAAUUGCAGAUGUAUUACAUGCAAAUGCCAAACCAGUCCAAACAAGUAUUUAUGGGACCUGGGAUACAUUCUUAGAGGCCUUUCUCAGUCAAGGUGGAGUGAUUGAGGCAUGCCCGCCCUCAGAGAGCAUCACAACAUUAACGGUGGACAUGAUGAUUGAGCCAAACGGUAAAUACAACAUUGUGAGUUGUGGUGACCAGAUCCACGCCGAGACACCCUUCAGUUGUUGGGGUGUAUCAGUACCUCAGUCCUCUGUAGAACCGGAUGUACUCAACGUCGCCUGUAAAAAAAUUGCAGAGGCCUGCAAAACUAGGGGUAUUCUGGGAUACUUCUCCGUCGACUUUGUGACAUUUAUAGAUCCUAAAACUAUGGAUCAACGACUGUGGGCGUUAGAUCUAAGUCUACAUUACAGCGACAGCCUGGCCAUGUUCCAGCUCAUGUCUUAUGUCAGUAAUGGUGUCCUUGAUCCAGUCAAGCAUGUCCUCAAUGUUCCGAUGAAUAAGCAAGAGAAACGCCAGAGGAGGCGACGACUUGCUGGCCAGGAAGAGGAGCAAGAGCCUAACACAAGUCGGUUUGGAGUGAUGAGUACCCGCCUGUUACACACAAACUUGGCCGUCGUCCACUACAGUGUGUUCUUCCAGAUGUGUCGGGCUCAUGGCAUUGGUUACGAUAUCAAGGAGAAGCAAGGAACAGUAUUUACUCUGAUUGACAGUUUCAACAGGGAAAGGUUGGGUAUGUUAACCAUUGGUGACAAUCUACAAGGAGCCCUGGCUACAUUUGCUAGGAACAUGUCGGUGAUUCAUCAGGAGAUCUCCGCACCCAACAUGCAGGGUGAAACCAACUUUAAGAGUGCAAUAGAAGAUGUUGAGGGAAUUCUGGGUACAACUAUUGAGAAUGCAGAUGAACCAGAAGAGGAAACAAAUGAACAGUCGUGAAAUUUCCUACAAAGGGAGAUAAUUUAUAGCAAAAGUCCAUUGAUGUUCUGUUCUGAACACUAAUUGUAAAUGUCUCUGUGACUUUCAUUGUUCAAUUAUACAAAGCAUGCUCAUCAUCUUGUAAACAAUUUUUCAAGAAAAACAUGUUAUUGACUAUUCUUCAAGUCUGUUUAACAGUAUAUGUACUGGACCGUUUCUCUAAGAAAAUAAGGCUUUUUAAACUUUUCUCAAAGAGGAUUAAUGCAUUAGAUAGGGAAAGUUUAAAGUUUUAUGUUCUUAUAAUAAGUAUCUAUAUCUAUUGUUUACUUGAUCUUACUGGUGCUGCCAUGCCCAGCAUUACAUAGUGAAGGGCCAUAACACUAGAUAAAGUACAGCUGGUUUUCCAGGCCAGUUGAAGAGAAGUAUUUGGCUGUGAUAUUGUUUUACUGUUGUCUUCACUUUUGUGGAGCUAUAUUUAUUGUUUUACACAAUGUGAUAAAAUUACGUGCAGUGGUAUAUAAGGACAACUAAGGAUCAGCAUUAGUCAACAAGUUUACCGAGAUGUAACAGGUAUCUUUGUUCACAAAUCUGAUGCAUCUGUGUUCUUGUUUUGGUAAAAUUUCCUCAGAGAAACCAAGAUAUCAGAUGAUAAAGAGUACUUAAACUUAGUCAAAAGAUCAUCUAUUGGAAUGAAGUUUGACUUUUUACUCAAAACAAUAAUAUAGUAAAAACAGAAAAAAUCAUUGGGGUUGGUAUGUGUGUGGGAUCAGUAUUGUUGGAAAAAGGACUGCUACAUGUGAUUUCACAGAAGUUAAUAUCUCAGAAAGUGUAAACAUGUAUAUGUAUACAUUAUGUAUAAAUGUGUAUAUAUAUUCUUAAUUGAUACCCUGUUUAAGAGUACCUUCAAUGCAGGUACUAAAAAAGACCUGUAACAAAUUUCAUUUAAGUGUUCAAAUAAACAACCAUCAGUAUUAAUAAGAGAAGAUGGAGUUAGUUUGUGACAUAUGUUUAAAGAUUACAAGCAUUCUGUUAUUUUGACAAAAUUGGCCCAAUAUAUAAUUUAUUGAAUCAGAACGGAAUACAUUACAUUACAUGUAUAUGUAUGGAAUAUUUUCAUGUUUGCUUUUCAUCAUUUUUCUUAAUCCAUCAUAAAUAAAUCCUCAAUGAGAAAUUCUACUUUUACACCAUGAUAAAUAUGAUGUAAUAAUAUUCAAAUGACAUGUAUUACCAUAUAUUAUACUUUGUGAGUUUAAUUCCAAGUGUAAAAACAGAAACAAUGUCAGGGAGAGUUUGUUUCCUGACAUAAAUCAAAGCACUUAAGUCUAGAAGAGUUUAAUUCCAGACAACAUGUGUACCAAAGUACUAGUAAGUUGGUGCUCUAUAUUGAUUUAGAUGUAUUUUAUUCUGUGAUUUUUUUUUGUUGAAACUCGUUGAUGAACAGUCUGGAGUAAUUAUAUACUGUCCACAAUGGGACGAAAAUUAACAAAAUAUUCUAAAACAAUUUUAUGAAGUGAAAUGUCUUUUUCAAAUGAUAUUUUACCUGAUGUAUGACAAUUAGUUUUCCUCUUUAAUCCAAACUGAAUCCCUUAAAAUCAGAUGUACAUAUUUUUAUACCUUAUACAAAAUACAUUUUUCCGUCCAUUUUAUUAGUAAAGGUAUACAAAAUGUAGGUCAUUAUCUUUACAUCUCUCCGUCCAUUUUAUUAUCAAGCAAAUGUGCUUAUUUUCGUAAUGUGACACACUGUUAGUCUUGUUUUUUGUUUUCAAGAUCACCUGGAACAGAUGAUAAUACAUAUAUGAAAAUGACCUUGCUCUAUAACUUCUCAAUGAUGU
Messenger RNA from Pecten maximus, 5401 nucleotides. RefSeq names its product IQ domain-containing protein H-like. The coding region runs from base 165 to 3590 and encodes 1141 amino acids. The transcript is spliced from 24 exons. Lineage: Eukaryota; Metazoa; Mollusca; Bivalvia; Pectinida; Pectinidae. The record is from RefSeq and is a predicted model, not a curated record. Gene Ontology annotation, molecular function: protein binding.